Molecule: messenger RNA, 1314 nt
Organism: Malania oleifera
Lineage: Eukaryota; Viridiplantae; Streptophyta; Magnoliopsida; Santalales; Ximeniaceae
Exons: 5
Coding region: 140-1075 (311 amino acids)
Molecular function (GO): hydrolase activity
Source: RefSeq, a predicted model, not a curated record
AAUCUUGAAUUUAAACUUUGUAAAUUUAGUUAGUAAAUAUUAUAAAAUUAUGUUUCUAGGAUUAAAAAAAAAAAAUCUAUGAAUAACCUAUAAGCAUAUACCAUUUAUGAGUGUAUGCGUGUGUUGACGACAAUCGGAAAUGGAAGAAAUACAACACAAGCACAUAGAAGUCGGAGGGCUGAAGCUUCACGUUGCCGACAUCGGAACUGGUUCUUCGGUUGUGGUGUUCCUUCACGGGUUUCCUGAGAUAUGGUACACCUGGCGCCACCAGAUGCUCGCCGUUGCCGCCGCCGGAUUCCGUGCGAUCGCACCUGAUUACAGAGGCUACGGACUCUCCGAUCAGCCUCUCCACCCCGACAAGACUUCCUUCGCCGACCUCGUCUCCGAUCUCCUUGCCAUUCUCGAUUUCCUUGGCAUCAUUAAGGUUUUUCUUGUUGGGAAAGAUUUUGGAGGUCGACUGGUUUACCUGUUUGCCCUUCUCCACCCAGAAAGGGUCUUAGGAGUAGUAACCUUGGGGGCGCCAUAUUCACCGCAAGGCUUCACUAAAUUUGGUAAACACCUUCCUGAAGGCUUCUACAUUUCAAGAUGGCAGGAACCCAGGCGAGCCGAGGCUGAUUUUGGUCGCCUUGAUGCCAAAACAAUUGUGCGGAAUAUCUACAUCCUCUUCUCCAAAAGUGAGAUACCAAUAGCUGCAGAAAACCAGGAGAUCAUGGAUUUGGUUGACCCAUCAGCUCCUCUUCCCCCGUGGUUCACGGAGGAAGACCUUGCAACCUAUGGAGCUUUGUACAAGAAAUCUGGUUUCCAAACUGCAUUGCAAGUCCCAUACAGGACAAUUGGAGAACAGUUCAACAUAGCAGACCCUAUAGUUAAAGUUCCAGUGCUGCUGAUCAUGGGGACUGGAGAUUAUGCCUUCAAAUUUCCAGGGAGGGAGGACUACAUAAAGAGCGGAAAGGUGAAAGAGUUUGUCCCUGAUCUCGAGAUCACUUUCUUGCCCGAAGGAACCCAUUUUGUUCAUGAGCAAUUCCCUAAUCAGGUGAAUGAGCUAAUUCUCACAUUCCUCAAAAACCAUGUCUGAUCGUGAAUGCUUUUCAUGGAGUAUAGUUUAUCUGCCAGUGAUGCCUAGAAAUGGUUAACGUUGUACAAGUGCUUGAAAAUUUGAAAUAAAUUCCCAGUAUGGUUUUGGGAUUAUUUGUCUAUCUUGAAAAACUUGUGUUGCGUAUUAGCUGUGUUUCAAAAUCUCUAAUGGAGCCUAGCAGCCCUUAUGGUUAAUGGAUUCCAUUGCUAAAGGAUUUUUUAUAAUGUCAUUUGUGUUUC